AUGAAAUUCAGAAUGCUAGACAUACUGUCUCACAAGUUACCGCUUUUGAAUUUACCACUGAGAGAAGGCUCCAGGUACAACCAAGUUCCAGUUUCCUCAAGUUCCGAACCACCAAAGGUGGAUAAGAAUCUUUAUGUUACCGAAAAAGAUUACAAGUCAAAUGUGAAGAAGUUACAACAAGUAGUGGGAUUAUUAUCAUAUGUUGCGCAUAGAUUUAGGUUUGAAGCAAUAUAUCAUGUCAAUGUCUUAGCUCAAUAUCAAUUAUAUCCUACAGAGGAAGUUAUGAGAUGGGCAAACGAACUCACACAGUACUUCUGA
This is a messenger RNA of Kluyveromyces marxianus DMKU3-1042, 318 nucleotides long. RefSeq names its product transposon Ty1-H Gag-Pol polyprotein. The transcript has a single exon. The record is from RefSeq and is a predicted model, not a curated record. Lineage: Eukaryota; Fungi; Ascomycota; Saccharomycetes; Saccharomycetales; Saccharomycetaceae. Bases 1 to 318 code for a protein of 105 amino acids.